UAGAUUUGAUAUAUCAUUUAUUCAACCAUGUUUGUGUGAAAUUUCGUGACAAUUCUUAGUGUCGAAGUCAAUGGUUUUGCUUGCGAACGAAAGCAUUCCCAACUGAGCGGUCACGGUAAUGAGGUGCCCCAGAGGUCACGUGACUGCUAUACUGCAACCUGAUUCGUCAAGCGCGUUUGUUUACAUUGUACAUGACCAAGUGUGUUUGUUAUGAGAGAUCUUUCACUGAUAUUUUGUGCAUUCCUGCAGGGCUUUUUUUCACUAAAACAGCUUAUAAAACAAAUUGAUAAAUUUUUUUGAAGAUCACAUAAUUUACUCAAUUUCUUUAAAUUUCUCAACUUAAGAUCACAGCCUUUGUUUAAAAUACAUUAAGAACAAAAGGAAAAAAUGAUCACUUAUUUCCGCCUCUAUAAUUGUUAUAACUUCCUUAUUUCUCAAGAUAUUUAAAUGAUUUUGGUGUCAUUCUGUUUGUUAUCUAGUUCUCUAUCAAAUUCAUUAUUAGAUUUUCUGUUAUAUGGGGGGUUUGGAUUUUUUUGUAACAUACCUACAUCAUGCAGCGCACAAUAAAAUUACAGUCCGCCCUCUUUAUUAUUGUUCGCUUAUUUGUCGGUCGGUUGCCAGGUGCGUGUCAACUGAAAUAAUACUUGGCCACUUAAAUGCUAAUCACAGCUAAUUCUUCCGUCAUUCGGCUACCCAACCGGCCGUCGUUGUGCGCAGUCAGCGUCGCCACUGGCGUACGCGAUGCUAAGGCCCACCUCCACUGUCAGCUGAUAUGACAGUCAUCGAUAUGCGAUUUGUAGACGUAGAAACCGAUUGGUCCAAUAAUAGACUGUGGAUGUUGUCGACUUGCUUUCGACCCGCCCCAAUUCGCUGUCUUUGACAGGAAUUACAUAACUGGCUGUUUAUUGAGAAGCAGAAGUGGUCAGUAAUUCCAUCAAUCAAAGAUACGAGCUGUGCAAUUGGGUGAAAUUGCAGCCACAUAGUGACACCUGCGCGAAACAGUGCGCGGCUCAUUUCGCCUGCGCUCAAAGGAAGGAGUGCAGUUUAUAGCGCCGUUGUGUUAUUUAUGUAUUUGAUUCGGCUGCAGAAUGGAAUAAUAGCUAUUCACUCUAACGACUUUUUCAGAGUCAUUUGUAGGCAGUCGUGGGAAGGAAUUUUAAGCGGAGUUAAGGAGUCAAAGCCGAGGAGGGGAGGAUGAAGCGGCGCAAUGCGGACUGCAGCAAACUCCGGCGGCCGCUGAAGCGGAAUCGGAUAGCGGAGGGGAUAUUCGGCAGCACGUUCCUGUACCUGCGCUUCGUGGUGGUGUGGGCCCUGGUGCUGCUGGCAGACUUCGUGCUGGAGUUCAGGUUCGAGUACCUGUGGCCUUUCUGGCUAUUCAUCCGCAGCGUGUAUGAUUCCUUCAGGUACCAGGGGCUGGUGUUCUCCGUGUUCUUCGUCUGUGUGGCCUUCACAUCUGACAUCACCUGCCUACUCUUCAUCCCCCUCCAGUGGCUGUUCUUUGCUGCCAGCACAUACGUCUGGGUUCAGUAUGUUUGGCACACUGAGAGGGGCGUGUGUCUGCCCACAGUGUCUCUCUGGAUACUCUUUGUCUACAUAGAGGCUGCAAUCAGAUUCAAAGACCUGAAGAACUUCCACGUGGACCUGUGCCGUCCGUUUGCUGCACAUUGCAUUGGCUACCCCGUGGUGACACUGGGCUUCGGCUUCAAGAGCUACGUGAGCUACAAGCUGCGGCUGCGGAAGCAGAGGGAGGUGCAGAAGGAUAACGACUUCUACAUGCAGCUGCUGCUGCAGGCCCUGCCCCCCAGGCAGCAGCUCCUCCGUAGGCCGGAGGCGGAGCUUGAGGACGCUGCACCCACCAGGCCUGUGUCUGAACCGGACUCCACAUCCACAUCACAGAAUGGUGGCCCCGUGGGGAAGAGGGUCUCGCCAACCUUGCCAGAGCUGGAGUACAGGGAGAGGUGCAAGGAUGGGAAGGACAUGCGCAAACCGGCUUCCGUGGCCCUGAGCGUGACCAGCCACAUCCUGCCCUCUGCGGACUCCCGGCUGCAGGAAGAGGAAUACAUGGAGACCCAGCUUAAUGGUGGUCGGCUGACUGAGGAGCUGAUGGGCAGCACGGAGAACCUGCUGCUGAGGGAGGAGUUCGUGGAUUUCACCUCCUCCAGAAAUUACCGGAACGGCAGUGGAGGGGGUGUGGCCAACUCCUCGCCCCGCGGGCACAGUGCCGCCAAUGGCAGUGUGCCGCCGUCCGCCCCGUCCCCCGCGACAUCCAGCAAGAAUGAGAAGAAGCAGAAGAGCGUGCCAGGGAAGGGCCCGACAGAGAGCUGUGUAGCCGGCGGCCAGCUGAGCCGGCCCGACGCCCUCAUGCGGCUGGAGCAGGAUGUGAAGAAGCUGAAGGCGGAGCUGCAGGCCAGCCGGCAGUCGGAGCAGGAGCUGCGCACUCAGAUGGGCGCAGUGAGCAGCACGGAGCGGGGCGCACGUGCCGAGCUCACGCAGCUCCGCCAUGACAACGAGCUGCUGCAGAACAAGCUCCACAGUGCAGUGCAGGCCAAGCAGAAGGACCGGCAGGUGGUGAGCCAGCUGGAGAAGAGGCUGAAGGUGGAGCAGGAGGCGCGCGCCACUGUGGAGAAGCAGCUGCUGGAUGAGAGGAAGCGCAAGAAGCUGGAGGAGGCAGCGGGGUCGGUGCGGGCGGCGGCAUUGGCCACGGCCUCCAGAGGGGAGUGCCCGGAGGCGCUGCGGGGCCGUGUCCGUGAGCUGGAGGCAGAGUGCAAGAAGUUCUCCCUGGAUCUCAAGCUGAAGGAGGAGCAGAUGAGGGAGCUGGAGGUGCAGCUGCAGGAGCUGCACAAGUACAAGGAGAACGAGAAGGAGACGGAGGUACUGAUGUCGGCACUGUCAGCCAUGCAGGACAAGACGCAGCACCUGGAGAACAGCCUGAGCGCUGAGACCCGCAUCAAGCUGGACCUGUUCUCUGCACUGGGGGACGCCAAGAGGCAGCUGGAGAUCGCCCAAGGUCAGAUGCUCCAGAAGGACCAGGAGAUCAAAGAGCUGAAGCAGAAGAUCGCAGAAGUGAUGGCUGUCAUGCCCAGCCUGGCAUACGCAGCUAAUGGCAGCGGCCUGAGUGCGGUGGCCCCCCACUACUCCUCAACGUUCAUGGACACGAGUCCCUCAGGGCUGGACCCCAACGCCUCGGUGUACCAGCCUCUGAAGAAGUGAAAGCGUGGCUGAGAGGGAGGGCCGGCGCCGUUCCGUGUUUUUCUCCUUCAUGUUCAGAAAGACUCUGACUCUGAGCCGUAUUGCCCCCCCAGCACUCGCCUCUGUACCCCCCCCCCCUUCUGGUUCGUUAUUUAUUCCCUUGCUGUGUUUGCGGGUAAUCGAGUGGCAGCUGUAUGCACCUGGCUGGCUCUAACUGGUGCAGUGACAGGCUCAGCAUUCUGCACACCAGCCCUUGUUUAAAUAGUGCCUUGGCAUAUUACUGCCCCCAUACCUUAAUCUGAGCCAGCGAGAGCCUGCUGCAUAGGGGCCUCAGCCAGCCGCUUCCUACAGUCACACAUUUCCUGUGACGUGGGGCCCUGGGGGGGUCUGUGCCACCAUCAGGGUGCUGAUCGUGGCUGAAAGUCACCUUGGCGUCUGCACCCAUCUUUUUGCAGUUGAAUGUUCAACUUUGUUUGUGUGCCAAGCAAGGACUUUUUAACUUAUUCAGUGUAAAAUGUGUUUUUAGAUAUGUUUGGCCAGUGCAUUAGGGAGCGGUGCUACACUGAACCUGGUUUAAUAUCGAGCAGGAUGUAUCAGCACUUGUUUGCAGUGCACUGCAGAGGUGGUGAUCUCACUCUGAGGGGGUCAUUUCCUCUUUGCUCUCAAGGCUUCUCACUCUGAGUGACACUAUCUGCACUCUUCCCUCGUGAAUCCAAGCCGCCCUCUCAAGUCCACACAGCCUCGCACAGUUCCAUGCUGAUACGGUUCUGCAGUGGAUCCGAUGGGCUGCACAUGCUGACUGGAAGGACUGACCCAGGGCUACUCAGACUUUCUGCACCACCUGUUGAACCCUCCUCCACUCCAGACGGGAUCUUUGCUGCAUUGUCGCUUCCUGUGAGGUUUACAAGGAAUAAAAAAAAAUUCUUGUGGGUAAUAA
This is a messenger RNA of Paramormyrops kingsleyae, 4126 nucleotides long. NCBI's taxonomy places the organism in Eukaryota, Metazoa, Chordata, Actinopteri, Osteoglossiformes, Mormyridae. The record is from RefSeq and is a predicted model, not a curated record.